Messenger RNA from Folsomia candida, 878 nucleotides. It is a transcript of the gene eIF1A, whose product is annotated as eukaryotic translation initiation factor 1A, X-chromosomal. Bases 254 to 706 code for a protein of 150 amino acids. Gene Ontology annotation, molecular function: RNA binding; translation initiation factor activity. NCBI's taxonomy places the organism in Eukaryota, Metazoa, Arthropoda, Collembola, Entomobryomorpha, Isotomidae. The transcript has 4 exons. Gene Ontology annotation, biological process: translational initiation. The record is from RefSeq and is a predicted model, not a curated record. Gene Ontology annotation, cellular component: cytoplasm.
GUGAGAGCUGAUUGAGAGCAUGAGUGCGAGAAUUUUCACGCGAAACAAAAAUACAACUCCACGUAUUUAGCAGGAAUUAAAUUUCCAUUUUGUCAAAAUUCCCGUACGAAAACUCGGUGAAAGUAAUUGAAGCAUAUUGUGUACGUGCACAUAGUAAAAGUCGCAAGUGAAGGAGACAAAGCGAUACGGAAAUAAGUUUACUUCACAAGGUCACUGCUCAUUUCUUGACAAAGGAUUUGUGAUUUGUUGAAUCAUGCCAAAGAACAAGGGAAAGGGAGGUAAAAAUCGUCGUCGAGGGAAGAAUGAGAAUGAGACAGAGAAACGUGAAUUGGUUUUCAAAGAGGACGGUCAGGAAUACGCCCAAGUGACCAAGAUGCUUGGAAACGGACGACUUGAAGCGAUGUGCUUUGAUGGUAAUGGGACCAAGAGGCUGUGUCACAUUCGAGGAAAGUUGAGGAAGAAGGUUUGGAUUAACACGGGUGAUAUUAUCCUCGUGGGGUUGAGAGACUAUCAGGACGCUAAGGCUGACGUCAUCCUCAAGUACACUCCUGAUGAGGCCCGCAAUCUCAAGUCUUACGGUGAAUUUCCAGAGUCUGUCAAGAUCAACGAGACUGUCACUUUCGUCGACGAGGGAAUGGAUGACGACAUUGAAUUCGACGAGAUGUCGGACGAAGAGUCAAGUGACGAUGAUAUCGACAACAUUUAAGUUAAUCCAAAUACCAACAAACACUAACAACAUCGUUAAAAUUUUUCCUAUUCACAUGGCUGAUGCAUAUAGUAAUCAAACUUUUUAGUGAUUACUGUAUUUUUGAUUUUAAAAGUAUUAUUUAAUAAUCAUCCAAUUUAAAUCCGUAAAUAAAUUCGAUUUCCAACAAAAA